AAAAAUUAAAAAGAAUAAAUAUAUACAUUCAGACUAUAAAAUACAUUUAAUCAAAUUAAAGAAUAUACAUAAAAAUAUAUUGUUGUGACCUUAAUAAUUAAAAAGAUUUUUUAAAACAUUUCGAUCCAUUUGCUUACAUUGGAUUGAUCACGCACACAGCCUUACUUUUUACAAUAACUACCCCCUUACCGCCUAGGCCUAGGGAUUGAUUAUCUGAUAAUUUAAAUUAUCUGCUGUCUAAACAUCUGUAUCUGUAUACUAAAUUCGAAAGAAUUACUUGACAACAGGGGAACAUAAUUGCUCCGAAGAUUGCGUCGUUUCGUUUUUGUUUUGUACAUUCGUCGUCUUCUUAUAAAGUACAAAGAAAUCAAAACAAAUAUAGAAAACAAAAAACAUACACAAAUGAUAUACAACUUUUUCUUUGUUUUGGUUUGAUUUGCUUUUGAUUUUGUAUGUGCAUAAUUUCAACCGUAUUACUAUAGUCUAAAAAGACUAAACCCAAAUAAUUGUGUCAAAAUUAUUUGUCUGCCAGUCUUUGGAACAGUGGUAAGCUAGAGGACAAAAUUAACAAUACACUAAGUGCUAGACAACAUACGAUUUUCUGUUUGUUUAUCAAUUUAUUUAAUUGCACAUACGUCAGACGCAGCCAGUACAUAAAUUGGAAGAGAAAUCAGUUACCACCCUGUAACUAACACAUUCAGCGAAAAUAUAUAUUUUUAGAACCAGAACAUUUUAUAUACUGUGUCAAAUAAUCAAUCGUUCGGUAUGUUGUCGUUCAGUGCAAUUCGCAGCAGUGGCAAUCGUGCUCAAUUGAGUACUAUUUGCAGACUAUUGACUACAUCGCAUCGAUAUCAGUCUUCAUCUUUUACAUCUCCCUCGUCGUCUAGUACAUCAGACGAAAGCGGUCGCAACGGCAGCCUCACUAACAAAGACGAUCCAACCCGGAAGACUAGAGGAGAUUCUAACAACAAUAAAAACAGUUCUAUAAUAACUGAUGCUGAGAUUAAAAAAUCUGUAUUUAUUUCGCAAUCGUAUGAUAUUUUCACCAAUUUAGCCUUGGAAGAUUGGCUUUACAGGCAUUUCGACUUUAACCGUCAUCAUGUUCUUCUGCUCUGGGCCAAUGAUCCUUGUGUUGUUAUUGGACGCCAUCAAAAUCCUUUCACCGAGGCCAAUGUAUCAAAACUUGUUGAUAAAGGAAUAACAUUGGCGCGUCGUAAUAGUGGCGGAGGUGCUGUAUACCAUGAUCGUGGUAAUUUAAACUGCACAUUCUUCACUCCACGUGAACGUUACAACCGUAAAUACAAUUUAAAUAUAUUGACUCGUGCACUUUUCCGUGAGUGGGCUAUUAAAGCCGAAAUAAAUAAACGUGAUGACAUUAUCAUCAACGAGAAAAAGAUUUCUGGAACGGCCGCUAAAUUGGGACAUCCGAACGCAUAUCAUCAUUGCACUUUACUAGUGAGUGCAAAUAAAUUACAUUUGGGAGAAGCUUUGGUGAAAGAAGAUGCAAAUUAUAUUAGCAAAGCUACAGCUUCGGUGCGUUCGCCUAUUAGAAAUCUCUGUGAUGUAAAUCGCAGUGUUAAUGUUCCACAAUUGCUGUCUGCUGUGGGCUAUGAGUUUUUGCGAACAUCUGCCACUGAGCUGGAAGAUGGUGGUAGCACUCAAACAAUGAAACAACGCGGAUUUCAGCUGAUCAAUCCGACAGAGAAGUGGUUUCCCGGUAUCGAAGAACUACGCAAGGAAUUUAGUUCAUGGGAUUGGGUGCUUGGCAAAACCCCCAAAUUUACUGUAGAAAAAGAUUUGGCACUUAAAGCUGACAAUGACAAGCAGCUUAAAAUGAAACUUGCUGUCGAAGUGGAUAAGGGUCUAAUGUCUGAAAUAACAAUUGCAAUGCCAAGUGGUGAGCGUCUACCAGUGGUUUCCCAAUUACAAAACAAACCAUACAACGAAAAAAAUCUGAAUGGAAUUAUUAAGGCUUUAAAAUUGGUGUCAACUGAUAACGUUAAACAGGCCAUUAACAGCAUGUGAGAGUUGAAUUUGAUUUAAGUUCGAAAAUAUUUUAUCACAUAUAAAUACAUCUUUAGCCGUUACAUUUUUUACGAUCUAUUGUUAUUUUUCAAAAAUGUUAGUUCUUUUUUUUUUUUUGUUAGUUAACCGUACUAAAUAUCAAAUACAAUCUUUGUAUUUUCAAAUCAUAUAUUACUCUAAUAUUCAAAAUAAAAUAUAUAUGUAAAUGUUAAA
Lucilia cuprina (Australian sheep blowfly) is the source of this 2238-nucleotide messenger RNA. It is a transcript of the gene Lipt1, whose product is annotated as lipoyltransferase 1, mitochondrial. Gene Ontology annotation, cellular component: cytoplasm; mitochondrion. Gene Ontology annotation, molecular function: lipoyltransferase activity. The coding region runs from base 766 to 2025 and encodes 419 amino acids. NCBI's taxonomy places the organism in Eukaryota, Metazoa, Arthropoda, Insecta, Diptera, Calliphoridae. Gene Ontology annotation, biological process: protein lipoylation. The transcript is spliced from 4 exons. The record is from RefSeq and is a predicted model, not a curated record.